ACGCCUUGUCCAAUGUUUAUAUCAUCAUUCAAAAUUUUGUGUUGACAUAAAGAAAGGUGGAGUCAAAAUUACGCAAACUGCUUCAGAAGAUAACGAUAAUGGAGGGCAUUUACUUCUCCAUGUCAAAAAUUGUCAAUAAAAUCACCGUCCCAGUACGUAAAGAAAAGAAAUCCAAGUCUAUUCCAAAUCUGUUAAAACCGCCAGUAGAUGGGAGUGGUACAUUCCAAAAUCGACGAAAAUCAGCGUCAGGUACUACAGCAGGAAAAAUGGAGAAGGAAACACUUAAAAUUGAUGGUCGUGACCAAAAUCUCCAAAGUUCUAGUCUCGUACAUCCACAUAACGUUCAGAUAGAAAGAGCAAUUUCAAGUGAUGCAUCUUUUAAUAGAGAUCCUUUAUAUGAAAAUGACCUCCCAAGAAUCAAAGAUGGGGGUACACAUAAGAAAAAGAAAAAAGUCCCACCUAAAAGACCCCCACCCCCAAAGUUCAGUGGAGGUCAAUACCAAGUAUACGCCAAUCUUUUUAGAUCUCGUAGUGAUUCCGAAGUAACAGGGUCUGUGUAUGCUAAUUAUCAAAAUAACGGUGAAAGUGAAAAAUUAGAGGACUUGUUCCUAUAUGAAAAUGACAUUAGUAAUGCAAAUAGGAGUGGUAGUGAUAAAGAUUUGGACUUGUAUGAAAAUGAACCUUAUAAAACAGAAGAACAAUCUGGGGAAGACUGGUAUAUUUUCAUGGCUAAUGAGAUAAAAGUUGAUGAAAGUGAGUAUGUAGUGAUGUCUCCGGAUCGAAGCAUGACAUUUUAAAUUCACUAAUGGUCUUAAAGUGAUAAAAUCUUUUGUACAAUAUUGUUAGCUGACAUUUUAAAAUUGCAAAUGGUCUUAAAUUGAUAAAAUCUCUUGUAAAAUUGUUAUAAUUGGACAUUUAUUGUUUUUUAAAAUAGAUUUUUAUUGUGGAUUUCUUUUACUUGGUGUUAUAUUUGUUUACAGGAUGUUUAAGUAUUUUCAUCCUUUGAAAUUGUUAUC
Messenger RNA from Saccostrea echinata, 1016 nucleotides. RefSeq lists its product as uncharacterized. NCBI's taxonomy places the organism in Eukaryota, Metazoa, Mollusca, Bivalvia, Ostreida, Ostreidae. The record is from RefSeq and is a predicted model, not a curated record. Bases 99 to 797 code for a protein of 232 amino acids. The transcript is spliced from 2 exons.